AUGCUCUUCUCGUGUCUCGCCCGCAAGACAUUCGCAAUCAUCCUCAUCCUAGUCACCCAGAUAUUUGCGCCUACCCGCCUCGUUCUGACCGCCGAUGACUCCUUCGACCUGGCCCACGCCGUCCACAGAGACACCCACGGAACCAUCGUCGGCCUCGACUUGCCCUCCCACUCCAUCAUCAUGGCCAACCACCAGGUUCAUGCUCUUUCUCUGCCCCAUCUUUCCGUGAACAAAAACCGGCCCCAUGUGUCUCUGGCGUACCUGGCCGACAUCCACAGCGCCCUGAUCAUCAUCCUGAAAGCCUCGCUGAAAUGGGUCCCGCUCGUAGGCCCGCGUCCGAGCAAACCUGACCCGCAACGCCCACCUCACCGCCAGUCGAGCAUGCCCUCCACCCAGCACUUCGCAUUCUCGGUCGGCUGGAUCGUCAUCAGCGCCUUCUCGUACGGCUACCACAUCUCGGCCUUGAACGGGGCGCAGGAUGCGAUCAGCUGUCGCUCGAACAGGGCGCGGCCGGACGACCAGGCGCUGUACCCAUCGCUCUCGCUCCUCACGCCCUGUAUCGCGAUGUCCGACACGCUCUUCGGCCUGCUCACCUCCUCGUACACGGUUGGGGGCUUUGUGGGCUCGAUGUAUGCCUCGCGAGUAGCGACGGGGCGGGGGAACCGACGGACGCUAGUGUUAUCGGCGCUGGCGAUAGCCGGAGGGUCUUUAGUGAUGGCGCUGGCGAACAUGUUUGUGCUGCUGCUGCUCGGCCGGACGUUGGUGGGUGUGGGAUGCGGCCUGACGACGGUGCUUGUGCCGCUCUCCCUGGCCGACGUGGCCCCGUCGACGAUCCGCGGCGCCAUAGGCGUGACCAACCAGCUCGCCAUCGUCCUCGGCAUCUUCGCCGCCCAGAUCCUCAGUCUCCCGCUGGCCACCGCCUUCCGAUGGCGCUGGAUCUUCGCCUUCUCCGCCCUCGUCUCGCUCCUCCAACUCGUCCUCGCCCCCCUGCUCGCCGCCGACUUGGCCGCCGACCCGUCGUCGGACCGCUCCGACGACGACGACCCGCUCGACUUCGAGCAUGAGGCCCUCUUGGCCCCCGCCCACUCCAUCCAUCUCCAGCCGCCCUCGGUUCCCCCCCUCCCGCCGCUCUCCCUCGCCCAGUUGCUCCGCGACCAGCCGUGGAAACUCGACCCCGCCCUCGCCAGCGGCCUCGCCAUCGUCCUCAUCACCCAGCUCGCCCAACAGCUCUCGGGCAUCAACGCGGUACUGUACUAUUCAACGUCGAUCAUGAAGUCGGUCCUGCCGACCAAAGCGCUCUACAUCUCCAUCUUCGUCACCGCGAUCAACGUCCUGAUGACCUUCCCGGCGCUCUUCCUGGUCGACAAGCUCGGCCGGAAGCGGCUGCUGGUGCUGUCGGCGGGGAUGAUGGCGGGGACGUCGUUGGUGCUCGGCGUGGCCAUCAACCACGAGCUUGCCCACCUCUCCAGCCUCGCCAUCGUCCUCUUCGUCGCCUCCUUCAGCCUCGGCCUCGGGCCCAUCCCCUUCGUCAUCCUCUCCGAAGUCGUGCCCGCUUACGCCGUCUCCGCCGCCGGAUCGCUCGGCCUGGCCCUCAACUGGGCCGCUAACUUCCUCGUCGGACUGGCUUUCCUUCCGCUCCGCAACCGCUUGGCUACCCCGGACGGCGACGGCGACGGGAACGUCUUCUUCAUCUUCACCGGCCUCGGCGCCCUCUCCACCCUCCUCAUCCUCCGCCAAUUCCCCCGCUAG
Puccinia triticina is the source of this 1749-nucleotide messenger RNA. RefSeq lists its product as uncharacterized. NCBI's taxonomy places the organism in Eukaryota, Fungi, Basidiomycota, Pucciniomycetes, Pucciniales, Pucciniaceae. The record is from RefSeq and is a predicted model, not a curated record. Gene Ontology annotation, cellular component: membrane. The transcript has 9 exons. Gene Ontology annotation, biological process: monosaccharide transmembrane transport. Bases 1 to 1749 code for a protein of 582 amino acids. Gene Ontology annotation, molecular function: hexose transmembrane transporter activity.